UUGGCACUUCGCGGGCUGCGCGGGCGGGCGCCGGGGUGCAGGCGGGCACGGCGGGGUCGCCGCUGGGGGCCCGGCUCCCCCCGCGUCCGCCGCGCUCUAUUUUUAGCAGCGCUGUUGCAAUAUAAGGAAUGCGCCGCGCGGCAGGCGCUCGGGGCGCACUCGGGCGGCGCGGUCGCUUUAAGGAGGCGCCGGGGCGGGGACGGGCCAGAGCCGCCGGCGGGCCGGCGGGCCAGCAGCCGUCAGUCCGGCUGGAGCAUGAGGGAGGCGACCUGAGGCCGGAGCCCCGCCAGGGCUGGAGCGUGCGGUCUGACCCACAGGAAACAUGGCAACCAGCGCCGUCCCCAGUGACAACCUCCCCACCUACAAGCUGGUGGUGGUGGGGGAUGGGGGCGUGGGCAAGAGUGCCCUCACCAUCCAGUUCUUCCAGAAGAUCUUUGUGCCUGACUACGACCCCACCAUCGAAGACUCCUACCUGAAACACACAGAGAUCGACAAUCAAUGGGCCAUCUUGGACGUUCUGGACACGGCCGGACAGGAGGAGUUCAGUGCCAUGCGGGAGCAGUACAUGCGCACGGGGGACGGCUUCCUCAUCGUCUUCUCGGUCACGGACAAGGCCAGCUUCGAGCACGUGGACCGCUUCCACCAGCUCAUCCUGCGCGUCAAGGACAGGGAGUCAUUCCCGAUGAUCCUCGUGGCCAACAAGGUCGACUUGAUGCAUUUGAGGAAAAUCACCAGGGAGCAAGGAAAAGAAAUGGCGACCAAACACAACAUCCCUUACAUAGAAACCAGUGCCAAGGACCCACCUCUCAACGUGGACAAAGCCUUCCAUGACCUGGUCAGAGUGAUCAGGCAACAGAUUCCAGAAAAGAGCCAGAAGAAGAAGAAGAAAGCCAAAUGGCGGGGAGACCGGGCCACGGGUACCCACAAACUUCAGUGUGUGAUACUGUGAGGGGCCUGGGGCCCUGGGCACAGUCACCGUGAACUGGCCAGCCCUCGGGACCCCUCCACUGCCCCACCUCACCGGGAACCGUUUCUAACCGUGACCCUUGACCCGAGGACUGGGCGCAGGAAGGGAGACGGGGAGGGUGGGCGGGGAGGAAAGGGGGUGCGGCUUCCUCGAAAGGGCACAGGCUUCGUGUCUCACAAGACCCAGCAUCCGAGCCCCGCGUGUGAUUCAGCCGGCUCCUCCGGCUCCUCCGGCUCCUGGCGGCUGUGUUGUUUCUUUGGACUGCGUCGCGUCGGUUCGAGGUGGACGUUUACCCUCCAUGGACAGCGUACGAAACAAGCCAUGACCCAGCUCCCCGCUUGUCUCCAGUCCUCGGUGUCUGAGCUUGGGCGUCUUUUGUCAGGUUUUUAAAUUAUUUUAGUGAUCACUGUUGUCUCGAGGGGGUCUGUGCCCACUGUCUGGGGGAGUUUCACCCUUCAGCAGAUCCCCCUGACAGCACGUCCGGAACACCGUGGUUGUUUUUCUCUGAGUUUUCCCGGCAGUGCCAAACGCACCUCACUGUGAGGGACAGUGACUGGGAGACCGCGGUGACUGGGGCCCGAAGCGGGAGGCCUCAGGGGCAGCAGUCCCUGCUCGUGGCCUGAAAAUGGGAGCCAUGAGAGCCGUGCCCAGCAGGAGGGUUUCAUGGCCGAUAUCAGGAAACAGAAUCUCAUUUUGCUGAGGGGAGAGGCUGGUGCGAGCUUGCCAGUUCUUUUUUUUUUUUUUUUUAAUAUAUAUAUUUUAUUGAUUUUUUUACAGAGAGGAAGGGAGAGGGAUAGAGAGUUAGAAACAUCGAUGAAUCGAUGAGAGAGAAACAUCAAUCAGCUGCCCCCUGCACGCCCCCGACUGGGGAUGUGCCUGCAACUAAGGUACAUGCCCUUAACCGGAAUUGAACCUGGGACCCUUCAGUCCGCAGGCUGCCGCUCUAUCCACUGAGCCAAACCGGUCAGGGCAGGCUUGCCAGUUCUAAAAGGGGUUUCGUGAUCCUGGAGAUGUAGAGACUCAAGGGCACAGAUCUGCCCAGGUGUUCGUGUCUUUCCCCGUCGGCGUGGGCUCAGCCUGUCCCCACCGGCCUGUGCUGCCCACGGCUCUCCAUCACAGACACACUGACGGCCUGCAUGCUUCUCCACGCCACCGUGCGCUCCUCGGGGCACCAUCUGGGAUUCUGGUUUGUGCUGAACCUUACGCAGAAGUGACCCAAUACUGUUGUUACCUAAACAGCACCAACACCCGAAACCGUGUUCCCUCUGAAUCAACUGGCGACCACUCCUGGAGCCCAGGGAACCCUUCGCAGAGUCAGCAUCAGGCCGCCUCCCUGGCUCAUACUGACAAGGCUGGUGUGAACCUCUCAGAUCUUAACUGCAACGUGUGAUCAGAAGAGAAAGGAAGGUUGAGGUGAAGACAUCGCUCCCAUACCCGUUUCUACGAGGGGGCAGUCCCCCAACUCCCUGGUGAUGGCCCCCUCCCCCUCAGUGCUGCUGGUGAGAGCCCAAGACUGGAUUUGGGGGCCGGGGUCAGGGUGCAGGGGCAGCAGGCACGGCAGUGACCCCUGAGAGGAGGUCAGAGAUGAAGUGGCGCACCUUGUGACCUUAUUUUCCAAAUGUGACCAAUCGGGUCACUGGGCAAACUGGAGCACCCCUAGCAGGUGGCCUGGCCACCGUUUGGAGAAAGGACCAGGGAGAGCGAGUGCCGGCUGGACAUGGGGACGCCGGAUCCUUCUCCAGCUCUGAGGGAGCACCGAGGGGCCAGCCCGGAGGGACCUGCUGCAGAAGGAAACAGCCGAGAGUUUCGUUGGAAAUCAAGCUUCUUUAUGUGUGUAAAUGUCCCUUUUUUUUCUGACCCUAAGAGAAAGGAUAAUAAAGAACAUUCCAGAUCAGGCACCUCACAGCUCCCCAAGAACCUAUCCUGUUAAUGAAUGGACAUCUUAGACACUAACAGGACCAGGCUCUUUCCAACCCGUAUGCUCCCCUGAGCCACGGCCCGUGUGCCCUGUGGUGGUGGCCGCAGGCCAGUGAGAGCGAGGCAAGGCCGGUGGCAGGAAGUCGGGCGGAGAUGUUCGUAUCGAGGCAGCGGUGGCAUGGGACCAGGGGCCCUGCACAUGGGGCAGUGUCCACCGUUGGAAAACAUCUCCCAGACACGGACCACCACCGGUGCACCUGCCCACGGGGGAGCCUGCGAAGCCCUGAGCACUAUGUGGAGAGUCUCGGAAGCAGAUAAGCUGACCUCGAGUGAAGCCCUUGGCCGUGAAGAUAACAGACAAAGGGGUUCCAACCGCUCCCGGGCCCCCCCACCCAACGGGCAGUGCACCUGCUCUGCCUGACCCCAUCUUCCAGGGCAUCCAUCCUGCACCCAGCCCACAGCUCCACUCCUCAGUGCCCGAGAGGGAACCUGGGUCAGGGAUGGCCUUCGCGGCCUCUGCUGUGGAGCCGGUGGUCAGCCUCCAUCUCCCAUGACCUCCUUUUCCUCCAGGUGCGAUGGGUAAAUAACACUUUUAAAAGACAGGUCUUUGGGUUUGAGAGAACCGUGAGCCCGCCUGGCCGCGAAGGCUGCCAGAUAGGCCAGAGUGGCGUGUGCCCUGGGGCAGCCCCAGCACAACAUUUUCUCCAUGGCCUCCUGGCAGGUCCGUCUUGGAACCAGCUGGCCCUGUUACCCGGUCGGUGACUGAGGAGCCCAACGGGACUUGUGUCUUUUGUGACAUCCCGGUGUUUCCACUGUUUUUCCAGACGAGCUGAAUAGCACAGCCCCUGAGCACACCCUUCCUGAAGCCCCCACCCCAUGCCUUCGCCACUGUGUGCUCUCAGCCUUCCUUCUAAAAUCGACACCCUCCCCCUGCAAGGGCUCCUUUCUCCCCCACUGGUAAUCCUGGCCGCUCUCCCACCCCCACCGCCUGGGGCCCGGCCACGGACUUCCCCUGCACUUUGCCACGCAGGGGGCGUUUGGAUGGUUUUUCUUAGGACUUAGCCUCCCACCUCGCUGUGGAGCGUGGCUGGUGGCCUGUCUCGCUAACACGUGGCAGCUCUAGCUCAAAGGACCUUCACGUGUGACGACAGUCAACCCAGAGCCAUAGACGGGCUGCCUCCAUUCGCAGCCCAUUGGAUUAGAAGCCCCAUGUCGGUUUACUGAGAACGAAAGAUACUUGAAUAACGGAGCGCCCGUGCGCGCCCCGCUUCUGUUACGCAGUAUUAACAGGUGGCCGUUGUCGUGAGACGAGAGCGAUGCCUGGAGAUCUCGACGAUGCGUGAGCCUUUUAUGUAACUUUUUAUUAAGUCUUUGUGUAUCUCAACUCAUUAAUAAAGAAAUGAAGAGGAA
Molecule: messenger RNA, 4294 nt
Organism: Myotis daubentonii (Daubenton's bat)
Lineage: Eukaryota; Metazoa; Chordata; Mammalia; Chiroptera; Vespertilionidae
Gene: MRAS
Product: muscle RAS oncogene homolog
Biological process (GO): signal transduction
Cellular component (GO): membrane
Molecular function (GO): GTP binding; GTPase activity
Source: RefSeq, a predicted model, not a curated record